Schizophyllum commune H4-8 is the source of this 1724-nucleotide messenger RNA. RefSeq names its product S-adenosyl-L-methionine-dependent methyltransferase. The transcript has 10 exons. NCBI's taxonomy places the organism in Eukaryota, Fungi, Basidiomycota, Agaricomycetes, Agaricales, Schizophyllaceae. The coding region runs from base 166 to 1665 and encodes 499 amino acids. The record is from RefSeq and is a predicted model, not a curated record. Gene Ontology annotation, molecular function: O-methyltransferase activity.
CACGCGAGAACGACCUCGUCAAGAAGGCGUGAAAUCUAUUCAGUCCAACUCCCCACCCUUCAAGAUACCAUCUGCACCCACGAUCGAUCGGAUGGGCGGCACCUGGAUAUCCGCCUCCGUAUAUAUGCGAGGUGGUGGAGAUUCUGACCAUUCUACAGCCUCGCGAUGUCGGACCAACCUUCCCCUCUACGUGCUCUAGUCGAUACGCUCUCGCAGGCGGUCACCGUCAUCGAUGAGGCUUUCGCAGCGGCGAAGCAGCCUUACCCUUCGCUCGCCGUCCCCUUCGACCCCGCGUCGCCUGCUGAGGCACUCUUCCAACGGCUCGAGGUUGCGCAGGCUGCGAAGACCAUCCAGCUCGCCAGUAGCGCGCUGAGCGCGUCGGUCGGCACACCAGCAAUCAAGAUCAUCAACACAGCGUUUGUGCACACAUCAUCUGCAGCUUUACGUGUUGCUGUAGAUGGAGCUGUGGCAGAGAUCCUUCGCUCAGAUGAGAAGGGCCUUCACGUGAACGACAUCGCGGCGCAGAAUGGGUUGGACCCGGGCAAGCUAGGUCGCAUCCUCCGCAGGCUCGCGUCCGUCCACAUCUUUAGGGAGGUAUCGCCGAAUGUGUUCGCCAAUAACCGCCUGUCGUCCACGCUUGAUACUACUAAGUCCGUCAAGAAUAUUCUGUCCAGCCCUACGACGCAUUUCGAAGCGCCGGGAAACACUGGAGUUGCUGCGUUGGCUCGCCACCUAUCCGACGUGACUCUGAAGGGAUCUGGAUACAUUCACGAGACCCUUACAGACGAAGAAUACGGCAAAUCAGAGGCGCCAGAGAAGGCCCCUGUCCCGUAUGCCUUCAAGACACCCUUUGCUACGUAUGAAUGGUACGAGCAGCCAGGCAACGAAGGUCGCCUUGCUUGUUUCUCUGCCGCUAUGACUGGAAGCGCUGCCUCGCAAAGGCCCGACGCGAUUGUCAAAGGAUUUGACUUCUCCAAGCUCGCACCCGGUUCGAAGGUCGUAGACGUUGGGGGCGGAAUGGGCCACAUCGUCAUGUCCGUGGCCAAAAAGUAUCCUGAGCUAGUAGCCGUGGUUGAGGAUCGCCCCGCUGUCGUAGAACAGGCCAAGGACUUCUGGAGCAAGCAGCUUCCUAACGCUCGUGUGGAGUUCGUCGAACAAGAUUUCUUCAAGCCACAGGCUAUCAAGGGAGCCGGGGCAUACAUCCUCUGCCAUAUCUUGCACAACUGGGGUCAGACCCAGGCCGUCAAGAUUCUCCGGAACCUCAGAGACGCAGCAGGGUCUGAGACGAGGCUUAUAGUCGGAGAGCAGAUUGCUCCUUACGCCUGCUCUGAGCAGCCGCCUGCGGCUAGUGAUAUCAAGGGCAGCGAUACGCUACUGCCUCCCAUCGACCCGCUGCUAGCACCUGCGAGAGCUGAACUACCUUCGGCCGGCGACAUGGUCGUAAGUUCUUCUUGCUGUCCAUCGUUCUUUAUAUCGUUCGGCCUGCUGCGUCCGCUUGUCAGAUUUGUUGACGCGAGCUACUCACAGAUGUAUCUUGAUCUGAACGGCGAGGAGCGAACCCUCGGCGGUUUUGCCGACCUGCUUCUUGCAGGUGGAUGGAAGGUUGUAGAGGUGCGCCAUCUCGGGGGAAACCUCGACGCGCACAUUGUAGCCGAACCCGUGUGAGCAACCGGAGGCCGUCUGCGACCAAACAGUACGGUAGGCCUUAUCCGCCUACCCGAGCU